AUGAUUUAUCGUCCUUAUUUAUCGCAACCUCGAAAACGAAAAGCAAUAUCAGAAGCUGUUCUUAAGAAUAAACGAGAAGAAAGUGCAAUAACACCAAGUACCGUGGAAUUGCAGCCAGAGCUAGUUCCCGAAAAAAAAUUGAAACCAUUAUCUGGAGGCGAAUCACAACCAAUUUCUGAGAAGAAAGAUUUGCAACCGGUUCCUGGUGAAGAACCACAACAACCAUUUCCUGCGAAAGAUCAACAACCGGUUUUAUCGCCAUUUGCAAAGAAUGAACCUAAAGACCAAGCGAAACAAUAG
Molecule: messenger RNA, 300 nt
Organism: Cercopithifilaria johnstoni
Lineage: Eukaryota; Metazoa; Nematoda; Chromadorea; Rhabditida; Onchocercidae
Source: the annotation of a GenBank genome assembly